GACGCCUUCAUUCUCGAUGCCGGCCAGGCUGGGAUAUUCGUGUGGAUCGGUAAGGAGUGUACCCUUGAAGAACGAGCAAAAGCGUGGACCAUUGGAGAGAAUUUUGUCAAAGAACACGGUCUACCCGAGUGGACCACGGUGACACGAGUACUGGAAACUGCCGAGCCAACAUCGUUCACACAAUGGUUUGACGAAUGGGUGGAUAGCAAGUCCCAUAAGGCCUUCCAACCACGUCUUUAUCAGGUGUCCGAUAAGUCCGGAGGGAUUGUCGUCGAAGAAAUCGCCAAUUUUACUCAAGAGAAUCUCGAUGGCGAUGAUGUCAUGAUAUUGGAUGCUCUGAAUCGUAUUUAUGUAUGGGUUGGAGAGAAUGCUAGCCAAAGUGAGAAGCAGAAUGCUGUCUAUACUGCCGAGGGAAAAGAAACUCCCGACUUCAAGAAAUUAUUCCCGAAAUGGAGCGAAGCAAUGUUUAGAAUUGGUGAACGCUCUGUGGAAAAUAUGAGAAAAUUGCUGUUCGAAUGA
Messenger RNA from Haemonchus placei, 519 nucleotides. NCBI's taxonomy places the organism in Eukaryota, Metazoa, Nematoda, Chromadorea, Rhabditida, Trichostrongylidae. The record is from the annotation of a GenBank genome assembly.